Messenger RNA from Hydra vulgaris (swiftwater hydra), 1239 nucleotides. RefSeq names its product zinc finger MYM-type protein 5-like. The record is from RefSeq and is a predicted model, not a curated record. NCBI's taxonomy places the organism in Eukaryota, Metazoa, Cnidaria, Hydrozoa, Anthoathecata, Hydridae.
AUGUCUGACAGACAAUGUGUUGGUGAAAGCAGCAGUGUGAAUAAUCAAGAAGAGCAUUAUGACGCUGAUUCUGCAAGUGAAGAAGUUGUGGCUGAAUCAAGUGGCAGUUAUGUUGAAACAUUUAAACCAACAUCAUCUAUGUCAACAAGUACAGAGCUUGACCUAGAAUCCUGUCUCACGGAAAAACCAACUUCAUUACUCGAGGUUGAGGAGGAAGAAGAAGUGGAGGUUUCUCUAGAGGAAGAAGUAAUGGAGGUUUCUACUGAGAAAGACAUAGUGGAUGUUUCUUCAGAUGAAGAAAUAGUGGAAACCGCAUAUAUUGACCUGAAUGAUCCUGCAGUUUGGCCUGUACCACUUCCUGAUACCGUAUUCUUCAGUGUCAUACAGAAGGGACUAGCACAUGUGAUAAAGGACAAUUCCAAUUUUCCUAAAGACAACCACAACCACUACUUUAGAUCCUUCUAUUACGCAAGAAUCCUAAAGAACAAUGAAAAACAGGACAGACGUUGGCUGGUAUAUUCUUGUUGCAAGGGUUGUGUGUUUUGCUUUGAUUGCAAACUGUUUUCAACAACAAAGGCAGGCAUUGCAAAUCAAGGUAUCUGUGACAGGAAGAACCUCAGCAACAUCUUACGUCAACAUGAGAACAGCCGAGAUCAUAUGUCCUGCUCCUUGCAAUGGAGUGAAACCGAAAACAGAUUUAAAACUGGCAGAACUAUUGAUAGUGUCUCACAGAGACAAAUUAAUGAAGAGAAGCAAUACUGGCGGAAUGUGCUUGAAAGGCUACUGGCUAUCACACAGUUUUUAGCAACACAUAAUCUUGCUUUCCGAGGACAUACUGAAAAUUUGGACUCAAUUCACUGUGGUAAUUUUAUAGACUUAGUUAAAUUGUUGGGAAAUUUUGAUGGAGUGAUGCAGAAACAUAUGAAAUGUGCUGCUAGUAAAGAAAUAAAAACACAUUAUCAUGGAAAGACAAUACAGAACGAGCUCAUUGAACUCAUGGGUCAGAAUGUGGUAAAGGAAAUUGUACAACGUGUCAAAAACAACAAAUAUUAUUCCGUUAUUCUUGACUGCACACAUGACCUUAAUCACAUUGAACAAAUGUCUUUGAUAUUGCGCUUUGUCAAUGCUAGCGGUUGUGUAGAGGAGCAUUUCACUGGAUUUAUGGCUGUUCAGGAAACAACUGGCUUGGACCGAGCAAAUAAUCUUCAACAAGCACUAAACAUCUUGGCUUGGGUUUGA